CGACAAAAAGUUUAUAAUUUUACUGUACAUCUUAUGAAACGCUAACCUCAACUUGCAACUUAAUGCAACUAAAUAGUUUAUAAAUUCGUCCCUUAGGAUGGAAGAAAAACUAAGGAAGUGGGUCGGAAGUGAUAAGGGAGUGACGUUUUCCUUUUGCUUAAAAACAUGCGCUCUGAAUCCUCUGAAAAUGAAACCUUAGUGAGCUACAAACCACUUUCAAAACCAGAAGUCUUUUUUAUUGCUUCAAAAUUGUGUUUUGUUUCAGAGACGAAAUUCCAAACCAGCAACUCGGAUCCUUUAUUGCGACUUUUUUCUCUAAAACCUCCAAACUUCGGAAUAACAGCUCUAAGCUAAGAACCAUAUAGGAGUGAGAGGAGAUGGACAGAGUGCUGCUGUCCCGGAUCGACGAGGACCUGGACUCUUCCGAGGUGGCAGAGCUGUGCUUUCUGUGCAGCGAUAUAAUCAACAGAAAACGCCUCGAAGGGAUAAAGGAUGCAAAGGAGCUGUUCAUGAGAAUGGAGGAGAAAGGUCUCCUGGAGAACAGUUCCUUCCUCUCUCAGCUGCUGUACACUAUCCAUCGAGCAGAUCUCCUCAACAUGCUGGAGAAUGACAGCAGACAAACAGAGGAAACAGACGCUAAUCCCUUCCUCUCGGAAUACAGGUUGUUGCUUUACAAAAUCCAUGAGGAUUUGACCCAAGAGAACCUGGAUAAGUUGAAGUUUCUCCUCAAAGAUAAGAUGCCUAAACGACCCCUGGAGCUGAGCAGCACAGCUCUGAAUGUGUUUUCUGAAAUGGAGAAGGCCGGACUAAUCUCAAACAGAAACGUUAGGGAGCUCCACGUUCUCCUGUUGGAGUUUGAUCGACAGCUGGCGAUGACUGUGGAAAACUACAUGAACAACACCACUCCUCCUGUCAGCAGCAGUCAAGAGAGAUCGAACGGCAUUCCUCACGUUUUACAGCCAUCUUUGUCCAUGUGUGAGACUCAGCCUGCACAAUAUGUAGACGUUUGCUCUGAUACUCAAUCACAGAUAACGCUGCCUUUAUCUGAUGAGACAGAGUACUACGUUUUCACUAAGAAUCCCAGAGGUCUGUGUGUGAUCAUCAACAAUGAGACCUUCAGUGGCAAACUCGGACGUCGCGAGGGCACUGACUCGGAUCAAAACGCUCUAGACUCACUGUUCAAUAGCUUUGGCUUUACGGUGGAGCCACACAAAAAUCUAACUGCUGAAGAGAUUCUAAAGAAAAUAAAGGAACUGAGCGAAAGGGAUUUUUCUAUGGAGGAUGCCUUUGUGUUAUGUGUGCUUUCCCACGGAGGAAAUGGCUUUGUCUACGGUACUGAUGAGAAGGAAGUGAAGCUGGAGCAGCUGACUGAGCCGUUCAGUAACAUGAAAGCCCCCACCUUAUUGGGGAAGCCCAAACUCUUCUUCAUUCAAGCGUGUCAGGGUGUGAAGGGACAGGAACCGGUCUGUCAGUGCACCAAACCAGGAGAGCUCCCUAAGAUGACAUCCAGGUUGUCCAUAGAGGCGGAUUGUGCUCCUGAGAAUACAGUGGCUUCAGGUGCAGAUAUGUUGCUGGGCAUGGCCACAGUGCCUAACCACAAGUGUUACCGGCACACGCGCAAUGGCUCUUUGUACAUCCAAGAGCUGUGCAAGCAGCUGAAAAAAGCAGCUGAAAGCCCUAACAAUGACGACAUACACACUGUGUUAACGCGUGUGAACAGAGAGGUCAGCAAAAAUUACACCCCACCCAGUCGACAGAUGCCGGAGCCCAAAUACACGCUCACCAAGAGGCUGGUCCUCAGAUUCAUCUGAGCUGUCUGGAGCCACACAGAGCAUUCUCCAUUUUAGAUUACCUGAACGGUGGUGGACUGUGAGAAUGAAUGGGAGUCUAUUAAUGAUUCCUUACUUGGAUGAAUUGCUGCCUUGCACGUUGAGAAAGUAAAAAUGAAAUGGUUUGAUUUUGUCAUCCAAAAAGUAUUUUCAAAUCGUUUCUUAAAUAAACAUUA
Cyprinodon variegatus (sheepshead minnow) is the source of this 2005-nucleotide messenger RNA. RefSeq names its product caspase-8-like (gene casp8). Gene Ontology annotation, biological process: negative regulation of extrinsic apoptotic signaling pathway via death domain receptors; proteolysis. Lineage: Eukaryota; Metazoa; Chordata; Actinopteri; Cyprinodontiformes; Cyprinodontidae. The record is from RefSeq and is a predicted model, not a curated record. Gene Ontology annotation, molecular function: cysteine-type endopeptidase activity; protein binding. The transcript is spliced from 11 exons. The coding region runs from base 378 to 1811 and encodes 477 amino acids.